AUGGGACAGACCACUGAAAAACUACUAGUCGAAGUCUCGAUUUCAGCGCUGCAGGUCAAUCCGAUCGUCACCACAAACCCGGCUAGGGAGAUUUUCAUCGAGAGCAUAACUUAUCCUACGCGCCUCAAUGCGGUGUGCCGAUUUCGAGUUACAGGACCUGAAUUCAGCAGACAGGACAUAUUCAGCAUCGAAGGAAUUGCCAAAUCCCAGGUAGACAUUCUCGUUGACACGAACGCUCUUUCAACGGUAAGCAUGGUGCGCAUUUGA
Messenger RNA from Soboliphyme baturini, 267 nucleotides. Lineage: Eukaryota; Metazoa; Nematoda; Enoplea; Dioctophymatida; Soboliphymatidae. The record is from the annotation of a GenBank genome assembly.